UUUGGCUUUAUGAGUGUUGUUCAAGAGUUCCAUCGUAUCUCGCUCUUAAAUCCGGAAAUUCCAUUCCACGAAUGUCGAAUUGGAGGUUCAUUGACAGUCAGCCAAAAUACAAUAUUUUGAUGGAAGGCAUUUUUAGAGACGACAAACAUUCGGUAAUAUUCGAACACUCUAACUUAUUUUUAUGUUUUUCAUAGCAUUUUAUUUUGCAAUUAUGCCUUACUGAUUUUAUUUGUACUCCACUGAUCUACUUGUCGUAUUUUUGCUUUCUGGUGGUUUUUUUCCUGAUUUUUUGCAUUUCAUUAUAUUUCUGUGUAUUUCCUUUAUCACAAUGUAACUAUUUUGGGUUGUACAUUUCAUAAUAUUUCCCUGUAUUUCAUUAUUCAUAAUGUAAGUGUGACUAUUUUUAUAACACACUAAGCUGUUAUUUAUUUGUUUCUUCCUCAGAGCUGUACAUUUGCAAAUACAAUCCCCACUAGCAAAGGAGUUAGAGAGCCUCCAAUUGCCCGAUGUUGUUGUCUGUCGAGAUACAGUAGACAAAAAUGUCUCAGUUGAUGCCCAUGAAGGUACCCAAGUCACAGAUAUGCCAGUGGAUGAGUAUGAUGAUUUCAGAACUACUCCCCCCACCUUUCUAAGGGUAAACAAUAACAACGGACGAAUCAGACAGAUUCUCCACCUUCAAAGAGACGCAAACAACUUCCUGCAACAGCUUCCACAUCAAAGAAACAACAAAUCCACACCGAACCACAGACAGCUUUAAAGAAGAGUCACAAGGAUCAAAAGGUUGCUCAAAAGCCUAUUUUACAAGUCCGUUCACCAAAGUUGAAUGAACAAAUGAAUCGACCCCAAAACACCCCAAAUUUACGUCAUGUCCCUACUGCCUCUAUGAAAGAUGAAAUGCAAUUGCUAAGGAAAGAUUUUCAAGUUUUCAAGGAAUCAGUCGUUGGUGAGUUCACAAGUAUUGGCACUGAGUUGUCCAAUCUUCGAACUUUCAUGGAUGACAACUUCAAGAAGCUAUUUGAAGCAAUCAAGGGGAACAAUUCUGUGGACAAGGCGGCUGAUAGUGAGACGCCGGUACAUCAAACUGAUGCUGGGCUACAAUUAACGCCUGAAGAAAACUUACGUCAUGAUUCUACCAUUCAAACAUCUCCGCCGAAACAUGAUGAUGACUCAAAUAAGGUAAAAUGAGUUUGUGACGUGAAAUCCAUCUUUUAAAGUUAUGUUGUUGUGCAUUGCAUGCACAAAUGGUUGCCAUGUUCCAGUCUAUAAUUUUAAAGUUAUGUUUUCCUCGGUAUUUUCUAUUUUACAAACUUUUGUAUUUUAUGGCGUUUCGUUUGUAUUUCACUGAUAAACUUCUCUAUUUUUUUGUAUGUCACUGUAUUUCUAUGUAUUUCUACCCCCACAAAAUCAGUCUACUCCUGACUGUAUUUCUGUGUAUUUAGUAAUUUUCCACCCUUAUAUUUUUAUGUUAUGAUUUUGUUUUAAAUUUUGAUUUUUCCUUAUUCCAAAGGGUGUUGCACCAAUGUUACAUGAGGAAGUUCAGGAUAUUGUA
Molecule: messenger RNA, 1549 nt
Organism: Lycium ferocissimum
Lineage: Eukaryota; Viridiplantae; Streptophyta; Magnoliopsida; Solanales; Solanaceae
Exons: 3
Coding region: 832-1185 (117 amino acids)
Source: RefSeq, a predicted model, not a curated record